Messenger RNA from Rotaria sordida, 650 nucleotides. The record is from the annotation of a GenBank genome assembly. NCBI's taxonomy places the organism in Eukaryota, Metazoa, Rotifera, Eurotatoria, Philodinida, Philodinidae.
CAAUUCAAUCAAAUAAUUUAGAAACUUUUGCUAAAGAUAAAAAAUUAUGGAAUGGAAAAGAGAAAUUAAAUUUUGCUGAAACAUUUCAAACUUCAUCUGCAUGUGGUCAUAGUCGAUUAAAAGCAGGACAAAAAUUACUUGAAAAUUUAACUAAAAAUGGCAAUUUUUCAGUUUUUGAUAUGAUAUCAAUUUUACGUGAUGAUCAAUCAGGUAUAUGCAUGUUAGGUGAUGGUGAUGAUUGUAUAACAACAGCCUCACAAGUAUCUGUACUAUUACCAACAAAUAAAAAAACAUCUCAAUUAAAUGCAUGUCAUUUUUUUACUGGAACACCAAAUCCAAAAACAUCAUUAUUUAAACCAUUUAUAUUCACAGAUAAAGUUGAAUUAGGUCCAUUAACAGUUUCAACACCAGUUGAAAUAACAUCACACCGUAUUCAUCCAUUAUAUUCUGCACGUCAAAAAGCAUCACGUGAACAACUUGAAGAUAAACGUUUAAAAGAUUUUGAACAUGAAGGUAUUAUAGAAAUUAUUGGUAAACUUAAAUCAUCAUCCAAUGAAAAUAAUGCUGAUACAUUUGACACAUUAUUUCAUGAUACAGUUUCAGCUGAAAUUGAAUUACUUCGAGAACAUCUACCAACAAAACAUUCAUAA